UUCGUCGACAAACGGGCAGAAAACGGCGACAAUUAAACACGACGAGCCGGCGCUAGUUCUCCCCGAGUCCCGGCCCGACCCAGCCCGCUGCAUGGGUCCAUGGACUGCCUGUUGAUCCACGGUGGUGCUGCCGUAGCUUCCCCCGCUGGUUCUAAGAUGGAGGACGCCUGCAGAGAGUACCAGUCCUCCCUGGAAGACCUGACGUUCAACAGCAAGCCACACAUCAACAUGCUCACCAUCCUGGCAGAGGAGAACCUUGACUUCGCCAAGGAUAUCGUCGCUAUUAUUGAAGCACAAAUCAGCAAGGCUCCGACUGCAGAGAAGCUGCCAGUUUUGUACUUAGUGGAUUCCAUAGUGAAGAAUGUGGGAGGAGAAUACCUCGCAGUGUUUGCUAAAAACCUAAUCACUUCAUUUUUAUGUGUCUUUGAAAAGGUGGACGAGAACACCAAGAAGUCUCUGUUCAAGCUGCGCUCCACGUGGGACGAGGUCUUCCCGCUCAAGAAGCUCUACGCGCUCGAUGUCCGCGUCAACUCGGUGGACUCGGCGUGGCCCAUCAAGCCGCUGCCGCCCACCGUCAACGCCAGCAUCCACGUCAACCCCAAGUUCCUCAAGCAGUCUGAGUCAGAGACUCCGUCCUCUCGGCCCGUCACCACUCCUCCGGCGGCCCCCGCUCCCUCUCCGACCCCCCCGCCGCCACCUGCAGCGCCGCCGUCGGCCGCUCCCGCCCCCGUUGCCCCUGGCGCCGCCGUCAGUCAGUCCAGUCUGACGCAGGAACAGCUGAUCCGCCAGCAGCUGCUCGCCAAGCAGAAACAACUUCUGGAGCUGCAGCAGAAGAAGAUCGAGCUGGAGCUGGAGCAGACCAAAGCUCAGCUGGCAGGGGGCUUCGUUCUGCCCACCUCAGUCUCCACCACACCUUCAUCUUCAUCAUCUUCAUCGGCUGCAGCGCUGAAGCUCAGCAGUCAGACCGCUCCGGUGGUUCGACCCUGGAUCCCCCCCCAGACCGACCCCAAGCCGUCCACCAGAGACCCCCGUCUGAACCGCUCCGGUCCCCCAACCGCCCCCCACCCCAAAGAGCAGUCUGCUGGGAAGAAAGACGGCCCCCCCUCCACAGGAAGUCCCGCUCUGACGCCGGAGAAACGGCCGGCGGAGAAACCGGUCCGACCCGACAAAACUAGGCAGCCGAGGAAGGAGAUCCAGGAGGAGAAGAAGUCCAAGUCCCCGUCCCCCCUCGCCAAAAACCUGCAGGUCAAGAACAAACACGGCGAAGCCGAAGCCCCGAAAUCUGCCGACGGCACCAAGAAAGACCCUCGUCUGAGGAAGCGUCCGCAGGAGAAGAGCGGCGAGGCGAAGGAGGACGAGCAGAAGGAGAAGAAGAGAUGCAACGAUAAGAAAGAGAGAGAGGACGCGCUGCGGGCGAGCGAGCCGCCGCGCUCCAACAAACCCAAGCUGCUGAACGGCUCCAUGCCCAAACACGACAGAGACGAGGCCACCGACAAGCCGGAGUUCAAGGCCGGCGGUAACGCACGUACGCACGCACGGAAACGCACGCGCUCCCGUUCCCGCUCCCGCUCGCCCGCCUCCUCCCCGAAGAGGAAGGACCGCAGAUCCCCUAAAAGCAGAGCGAGGAGCAGCUCUCUGUCUCCGUCGCCGUCGCACAAACCCGGGAAACCUCGCAGGAUCCGAGCCGACGAGCCGCCGCAUGGGAAGCCGGGCCGGGAGGACCGGCUCGCCCCCAAGAAGAACCAAUCGGAGAGCAGGAGGUCGAAGAGGCCGGCGGAGGAGCGACACUCCGAAUCCAGAGACUCUCACUCGCCUCGCGGACACGACGGAGCCGGGAAGGACAAAGACGCUCCGCACCGCUGGAGGAGCGGCUGGGAGGAGAACAAACAUCUGAAGCUUUCGGAGGACCCUCAUGUGAAACCUGCACCUCAGAGACACAAACCCUACAGCACGCCGACCCGGCCCCCGACCCCCCGCACCCCCAAACACCGGCUCAGCGUGGACGCCAACCUGCAGAUCCCCGAAGUCCUCAACUCAGCGUCUAAGAAGGAUCUGCUGAGGAGGGCGAGUAAGCGUCUGGAGAGCGGCGAGAUCUCUCAGGAGGACUUCCUGAACAUGGCGCAUCAGAUCAAACACUUCUUCCAGUAUCAGGAGGAGAAGCAGCAGCAGGACCACGACGACUUCCCCUCAAAGAAGCCGCUGCCGCUGCUGGCCGCGGCCCGCGACGGCGUCGGCGAGGCGGCGUACUACGAGCACAAGUCCAAGCUGAGGAAGACGCAGGUCACCCACCGGGCGGCCGGGGAGGAGUGGGAGGGCGAGGAGAGUCCGGAGGAGGCCGAGGACGCGGCGCAGGACGAGAAGGGCGGACCUGCACACCUGGCGACGCACAAAUACAACCGGCCACCACGGGAGAGACCAGGUGAGCGGCGGAGUAAAGAGCACGAGGAGCCGCGGCCGCCGCUCGGCCCGAUGAUCGAGGAGUACAACCACGGGAAGGAAUUCCCCACGCUGAAGUCUCUGCCGGGCCUUCGCUUCCGCAGGAGAGCCGACCCGCGAGAGCCCAGUGAGCGGGAGUGGACGUCGCCGCUGACCGAGCGCCAGCGCGACGAGCAGAAGAGCGGCUACGACGCGCCGCGGAGGUACGCAGAGUCCAGACACCCAAACCCCCGCAGACCUGAGGGCCCGCCCUCCUCCGGCACCGUGGUGCACAGGAAGUGUCCGAGCCCGGGGGGGCUGGACGCGCCCGUUCCGAGGUUCGAACGCGAGCGCUUGUCUCCGCUGCACCAGAAGGACGCAGCGGACGCGAGUCCCGUCCCGCGUUUCGAGAGUCCGAACAGCGAGCACUCGGACGACGGGCCCCUGAGCCUGGACGCCGCCCCCCUUCCUCAUCCCGCUGCUCCCCCCAAAUCCAUCCUGAAGGCUCCGGCCCGCGGGGGCCCGCUGCCGAGCGUCCGGCAGCACGGCGACUCCCCCGGACACACGCCCCCCCACGACGGGGGCCACCCCCCCUCCCGCUACGACGGGCCCGCUCACAUGGGCCCCGCUAGACCGCACCCGCCGGGCCGGUACGAGGGCGGCCCCGGGCGCUACGAUGACCCGUCCAGGUUCGAGGGGCCUGGCAGGUUCGACGGGGGGGCGCCUCAUCACAACAUGGACAGGUUUGACAGUCACAUGACACACGGUCCAAUGAGGGGCGGGGACGGUUUGGGCCGGUUCGACGGCCCUCCUCACCCUCAGGCACCGGUGAGGUUCCAGGGGCCCGGCCCGGGGCACUUUGAGGGCCCGAUGCAGCGCUUCGAUGCCCCGCCACACUUUGACAACGUGGCUCCUGGAUCUGGACCAAUGGGCUUCCAGCAGCAGCGGCCGCUACGCUUUGAAAACCCCCAGAACCAGAUGGGCCCUAUGAGGUUCGACGGCCCCGGGCCGAUGCGCUUCGACGGCCCCAGGUUCGACAUGCCCCAUCAGGGCGGGCCCCCGCGCUACGACUGCCCCACCGGCCAACAGGGACCCCCCCGGUUUGGCCCCCAGCACAACCUGCAGCCCCCCAUGAGGCCGAUGGCCCCGUCCCUCUACGACAACCCCAUCCCCCCCCAACAGAACUACAACAUGGCCCCCCAGCGUUUCCCGGAGCCCAUGAACCCUCAGUUCCCCGCUGGGCCGAUGGCGUUCCCGGUGCAGCAGAACCUGCAGCCGGCAGGAAACUUCAACCUGCAGCCGGCUCCCUUCAACCAGCCUGCUGCCCCCUUCUACAACCCCGCUGCCCCCGCCGUCACCAUGCAGCAGCCGGUGAACAUGAUGAACAUGAACACGCCCUUCCUGCCUCAGAGCUCGGUGCCUUUCAGACAGCAGACGCCUCAGGUCGCCCCCACAGAGAAUCACUUCGGUCAGGUGGACGUUAACGAUCUUCUGUCCAAACUCAUCUCCAACGGCAUCAUCAAACCCUCGCAGCCCGACGCCACGGCAACCGCCAGCAAUGAAGUUGUGGUGGCGCCGGUUGCUGCGCCUCCUGCUGCGGUGGUGGAGGAGGAGGAAGAGGAGGAGCAGGAAGCGGAGGAGGACGAAGACCUGCCGGACCUCACCAGCUUCACCAUCGACGACAUGAAACAGCGUUACGAGAGCGUGGUGACGAAGCUGUACUCGGGGAACCAGUGCUGUCUGUGCAGCAUGAGGUUCACCGCGGCUCAGACCGACAUGUACGCCGACCACCUGGACUGGCACUUCAGACAGAACCACGCCGGCAAGGUGGCCAGCAAGAAGAUCACACACCGCCGCUGGUACUACAGUCUGACGGACUGGAUCGAGUUUGAGGAGAUCGCCGACCUGGAGGAGCGAGCGAAGAGUCUGUUCUUUGAGAAGGAGAACGAGGAGGAGGUGCAGAAGAGUCAGGCGGCGGCCAAGGAGAAAGAGCUUCCCAUGGUUAAAGCAACCAAAGAUCAAGUCGGAGAGUCGUGUGAAAUCUGUCAGGAGGCGUUUGAGACGUACUGGGUGGAGGAAGAGGAGGACUGGUUCCUGAAGGACGCCGUGCGGGUCGAUGACAAGAACUUCCAUCCUUCCUGUUUCGAAGAUUAUAAAAAUACGUCUUCGUAUCUUGACGUCACGCCGUCGCCCAACAAGCUGCUGGCCGACCAUCCGCUGAGCGCCUUCAUCAAAACCGAAGAGGAAGAAGAGGAGGAGACUUCCUGUGAUGUCGCCGCCGCCGCCUCAGUGAAACAGGAAGUGGAUCUCGAGGGCAGCGAUCUUCCCGAAGUGAAGAAAGAGGAGAGCGAUGUUUUAACGGAGCCGACGGACGGAGCCGCGGCGCCGUGAACUCGCUGCUUCACUUUUCUGUUUUUUUUAAAGGAAAAGUUUUUUUGUUGUUUUUGGCGUGCGGGGGCGGGGCCUCGGCAGGAAACUCGGGGGCGGGGCCUCGACAGGAAACACUUGAAUACAUUUUUGUAUUUGGACGUUUGAACGACCGUUUUCAGGGUCUCGGCUUUUUUCUGAACUGAUGAAAAAAUAAAAAUUACAAAUGUUUUUUUUUUUGUUUUUGAGUUUAAAAAACC
Molecule: messenger RNA, 5042 nt
Organism: Scomber japonicus (chub mackerel)
Lineage: Eukaryota; Metazoa; Chordata; Actinopteri; Scombriformes; Scombridae
Gene: pcf11
Product: PCF11 cleavage and polyadenylation factor subunit
Exons: 17
Coding region: 100-4806 (1568 amino acids)
Biological process (GO): termination of RNA polymerase II transcription
Cellular component (GO): mRNA cleavage factor complex; cytoplasm
Molecular function (GO): mRNA binding; RNA polymerase II complex binding
Source: RefSeq, a predicted model, not a curated record